Messenger RNA from Spirodela intermedia, 6537 nucleotides. NCBI's taxonomy places the organism in Eukaryota, Viridiplantae, Streptophyta, Magnoliopsida, Alismatales, Araceae. The record is from the annotation of a GenBank genome assembly.
AUGUCAGGACCACCCGACUGUUUCUCGAGGCCUUGUGAGUUAUUAACCAAAGAUCGGUUCUUUGUUCUUUUCUAGUAUUCUUUGUUCUUUGAUCAGUUUCAUGUUAUUCUUUACCCUUGCUGCCUCCUCUGAAUCCUAGUUGCUGUGGACGAUUUAAUAUUUUUUUCAAGUUUCGGCUUUUCUAGCUUUUUGCGAGAUUGGGCUCCCGGUGUUGUGAUGGUUUGCAUCCUCAUGUUUUAGUAUUCUCGAAGAAUCACUCAUUGAUAAUCAUAAUGAAGAAUUAUUCUAUUCUUAAUCUAACUGUUGGAUGCUCCUGGACGUUUUCGCGUUGUUGGCAAGCACUUUUUGCUGGAGUACUUCUAGAUUUGGCAGAAAAGACACUAAUUGUUCUUCGUCUUUGAUGAAAAGAACUCUCUGAAUUUGCCUUUCUUACUUUAGUAAUUGUGAAAGAUAUUAUGGCAUGCUUAUUAUUUGUAAAAUGUAAAUUUAUGUAGAAUCGCGUGAAAAAUAUUAGUUGUAAUUGUGAAAAAUAUUUCGAAGGCAGUUUUAUUUUAUUACUGCAGUGAAGAAGUGUCCUAUUCAUGGUUAAAAUCCCUCGAGUUGGCAUAUAUCACAUCAUCGUUUAUCGUUUUCUGAUAUUUAUGAUGGAUUAAUUCCUCAAAAAUGUGUAAAUCAGAAUUGCAUGCCAAAUCCUAACUUCUCAAAGUUCGAUUCCCUCCCCCAACUCACGAGCAUGGUGUUUUUUGAAGCACGAAACAAUAGGCGUAUUCUAGAGGAAACUUGUCUAAUUUAAACCUGGUUGAGAGGGCCUGUAAUACGAAUAGAAUGCUUCUAUGGGCCGUAUUAUCACAUGGAAAAAUAUUGUUAUGAGGUGUACUUAUCACCCAUUGAAUGAUCCCAUCGAUGUAGAGCUGUUUAGUAAUGGGUUGUACAUCAUUGACAGUUGGGUAUGUAUGCAGGUUUUGAUGGGAUUUCCUGUCAUGAGGAUAGGAAGGAAAAGAAAUCUGAUUUUGAGAAUUCUGAGGAUGAGAGGAGAACAAGAAUUGGAUCCUUAAAGAAAAAGGCUUUGGAUGCAUCCACAAAGCUCAGACACUCUUUGAAGAAAAGAGGCAGAAGAAAGAGUGACAGUCGAGUUGUCUCUAUUGAAGAUGUUAGGGAUAUUGAGGAGCUACGAGCGGUUGAUUCAUUUCGGCAUGCAUUGAUGUUGGAUGAUCUUCUUCCUGCCAGGCACGAUGAUUAUCACAUGAUGCUGAGGUAAUUUCUUGUUUUUCUCUUUAAAUUUAAAAUGCUUUCUUCCUGCUUUUCGGAUUUUUGUUUUUUUUUUCUUGUAAAGUGGAAACUGCGCCCAGUCUUGAUGUCAAAUUCAAAUGUCAUUCAAGGAAAGGACAGGGGCUAUUGUGGUAACACUUUGAGGUGUCACGUGAGAGUAGAACUAGAACUUACUAGGAUAAAGACUACUCGGCGAUUCUUAAUCAUACAAUUUUAAUGCAGAAGAGAACCCUAUUUCAUUUCUCUUAAUCUUUCUAAAUGUCAAGUUCCCUCUAAUUUAUGAUAAGCAUUAAUGUGCCCGCAGCAAGUAUUAUCUUCUAGUAAGUAUUAGUUUUUAUUGGAUGUACACCUUGCUAGUAAUUGCUUAAUGACCUGUAGGUAUAGUACAUGGUGGAGAUUUUGCAAAAGAAUGGAAUCAUAGUGAUUACUUUGCACUGCUAUCCCGCUUGCGCUAUUUGUUAUGCCCAUAUAUCGAUUUUUCUCAAUUUCUUCUGUUUCAUUUCAGAUUUUUGAAGGCACGAAAGUUUGACAUUGAGAAAGCGAAACACAUGUGGUCUGAAAUGCUUCAGUGGAGGAAGGAUUUUGGGGUUGACACAAUUAUUGAGGUAGAAAUAUUUAGUUUGCAUCAACUUUAACACCUAGACUGCGAUGUUGUUUGUUAUACUUUUGGAUUAAAUAGUUAUGCUACUAUUGAUGUAGAAUGGGAUCCCAUAAUAGGUACUUGUUUCGAUUCCUUUUAUUUGGCUUCGAACCACGUCGAUUGAGUUAUACACCCCUAAAACUUGCACAUGGUAGCUACAAGGAUGAUUAUGAAACUAUUUAGAAAAAACGCACUAUAGACUUAAUAAAAGCAAGACAAAAAAUUGAGAGAAAAGAACAUCAGAUAUGCUGCUUGGUCAAUGUAGAUUGCUUCUUUAAUUCAUAACAAGGCACCUACAUAUUCUCUUGGCUUCAGUUUGCCUAUACAUUAUAUAAUUCAUAACAGGUUGCAGCUAAAUUAUUAUUUUAUCAUUAAGAAUGUGCGGGAAACCUCUUUGUGGUAAUCAUACACAUCGUUAAUAGCUCCUCAUGCUAAAUAUAGGAACUGAAUUUAUACCAUGCUUGUUCUUUGUCAGGAUUUUGAAUACAGUGAAUUGAAUGACGUUCAAAAGUAUUAUCCACACGGGUAUCAUGGUGUGGAUAAGGAAGGCAAACCCAUCUACAUCGAAAGAUUGGGGAAAGUUGACCCAACUAAGCUCAUGGAAGUGACAAGCAUGGAUCGUUACAUAAAAUAUCAUGUUAAGGAGUUUGAGAGAAGCUUUUCGAUAAGGUUUCCAGCUUGCUCAAUUGCAGAAAAAAGGCAUAUUGAUUCAACUACAACAAUUUUGGAUGUCCAUGGUGUGGUAGGUUGCAUUCUCUCCCUCUUUUAUCAAGUGCAGAUUCGAUUCUGCUUUAGACGUUCUACCAUUUUGAGUUAUAUGGUCCUUCAUGUAAUAUACUUUUGUAAACUCAGGCCUUGAAAAACUUCAAUAAGGCUGCAAGAGAGCUUAUUAUACGUCUGCAGAAAAUUGAUGGUGAUAACUACCCUGAGGUAAAGUUUCAUUGAUUUCAUUUUUGUACAAAAUAUUUAUAUAUUGAAUUUUUCGAGGGCUUGAAUUUGGAUACAAUACAAUCUAAAACUAUAUUUUUUCAGACCUUGUGCAGAAUGUAUAUCAUCAAUGCUGGUCCAGGUUUUAGAUUACUGUGGAACACUGUGAAGACUUUCCUUGAUCCCAAAACUACCUCAAAGAUUCAUGUGAGACAGUAUCUUGGGUUUUUACUUUCUGGGUUGUCAAUAGUUUUUUUUCAAGUUAUGAUUGACUUCUUUCUUGUUUCCCUCCAGGUUCUGGGAACGAAAUACCAGAGUAGGCUGUUUGAAAUAAUUGAUCCAUGGUAAGGAUUUAUCCAUUUCAUUUUGUUAGAAUAGUUCUGGAUUGAAAUAUUGUGUUAUAAUCCUUUUAGUUAUGCUAAUUUUUGCUUUUGUUUUUAGUGAACUGCCGGAGUUCAUUGGUGGUACUUGUAGAUGCGUUGAACAUGGGGAUUGCCUCAGAUCUGAUAAGGGUCCAUGGAAGGACCCUAAUAUAUUGAAGGUACCUCUAUCCUGUAAUUUGCAAUUGAAUGUUAAUACAAUCCAUUUAGCAUCGUGAAUUGGGUUUCUUUACUCAUGCGAUUUGCCUGUGGUAUGUGCAGAUGAUUCUUAAUGGUGAAGCGCAAUGUGGUAGACAAAUUGUAACUGUUUCCAAUAGCGACGGCAAGGUUAUUGCUUAUGCUAAACCGCACUAUCCCAUGGUAGAGACUCUUCUAUUUUCCUGCAAUGGUUUCCUUGAUAAACUUCAUUUUUUGCUUACUAAGUAAAGCUUUCUCAUUUCUCUGUAAGAUAAGGGGCGGUGAUACAUCUACUGCUGAAUCUGCAUCAGAAGCUGAGGAUAUUACCUCACCCAAGGCGCUUCGGAAUUAUUUGUUGUUGCCUCAACUGACUCCAGUAUGUGAAGAGGUGGGUUUUGUUUUAUCGAACGAUAUUAGAUCUUACAACAUAAUAUCAUCAAGAGACGUGAUUCUUUUGCCGUAAGAUUUUUUUCGCCGAAGUUUGAGAUGUUCUUCUAUUUCUAUCUUAAAAUGGUCGAGCGAGAUUUAACUAUCUGAAUGGAUAUGACUUCUUUGAUGUGGCAUGCGAUCAUACCAUAAGAAGAUCGAAAAGAUAUCAACCAAAUAAAGUGAAACAAACAAAACAGAAAAAAAGGAGAAGUUCAGGAGCCGACCAAGAUUAGAGGUAAGACGAAGAUUUACACCUAGUCGCCAUAAAUCUCGAUUCUUCCGAGAUAGGAUUCUAAGCAAAGCUCCAAGUUCAUCAGUAGGGAUAAUUCUCGUAGAUCCAAAAUAGUUCCUUGUGAGAAACCAAGUUAUUGCAACAUUUAUGAACCCAGAACCAAAACUUCGAACAAGCUUCAAAGUGAAAUCUUGUUUUUGGGUCAAACAGUAGUAUUACCAGCAACCACAACGAUCCAAGCAACUUUGAGUAUUACGCUGGUGUCAGCAAUAGCCACAGUAACAUCGCCACUAUCAGAAUGCAAAGGCAAUCUGUGACUGCGGCAAUGGCCCCUUUCUGAUUUUCAGAAGGUCUAGUGGUGAUAAGGAAAGCAUUUUAUCGUUUCUAUUACUGUGAUUAAAGUUUUGAUUCGAAUGGAUCGUGGUUGGUCAUGAUGAGGUUCUGGGACAAAAUUGAUAAGGCAAUAACAUGACGGUUGAGUCCACAGUUUAUCAUAUACGAGGGAAUAGAUGCGAAAAUGCCGCAUAAUUAGAGCACAAGCUUCGGAGGAAUGUUGACAAAAUAAUACAUGGAUAUAAACAAUAUAAUAAUUCAACAGUUGUAUUUGGCAUAUAAUGAAUUCAUUCUUAUUAUAAUCAUUUCACGCUUUCCAGAUUACGUGUUUCAUAUCUUUUUUUUUGGGUUUACCCAACGGCAGGCUAAAGCUUCUGCUAAAGGAAACCAAGGAGGCAACUUCUCUGAGCAUGGUGUUCCCGAGGUGGAUAAGGUAGUGGAUUCAGGAUGUAAGAAAGAAGGCCCGAGUCAACUAAUUUCUCCUUUCAAAGGUCAGCAUACUCAUCUGUCCUACCAAAUUCCUCUGUGUUGGAUUCUUAAGCUGAAAUCUGAAGGAUUUGCCUGUUUGAACAUGCAAUAAAUAUGUAUUUUUUAGCCAUUUAGUCUGAUGAACGUCAACAUUAGCUAACAGUAGAAGCCAGUUUAUCAACUUUGUGACUAGUCAGAUGCCAGAGUCUAAGAAUGUUUGCAAAGAUCCUGCAUGCGUAAUAAAUCGGAGGAAGAUAGAUUUGAUCUUAUCUAGGAAAAUAUUGUCUCAAGUUCAGGGUUGCGAGUUUAUGGAUUUUAUCUCAUUUAAUUUUCUCUAAUUGCUAAUGUCUGCAACUCUUGAAUUGACUUGCGCCGCCCAUUACUUUACUUAUUUCUUUUUUGUGUGUGUCAUUUCUCAUCUCAUACUGUGCGACCCAUAAAUUACAGGUUCACAUCAGCUUCUUGGCACUGACAGAGCUCUCUGGGGGAUUAGAGGGCAGAUAGUUAUGAUACUGACAGCCUUCAUCUUGGCCAUCUUUGCAUAUAUUCGUUUAGUUACCAACCAAGUGGCAAAGAUCUUCGAAGGCCUUGAAGUGGACUACCACGAUCCCACGUUUCCACUUAAACCUCUACCCUCGGGUGCACAUCGUCCCCCCUCACCUGGGCCCGGAUUCAGAGAGGCAGAGCUUUCCUCUGUUCUGGGAAGGCUUCGGGAUCUCGAGGAAAAGAUUGUCUCUCUCCAAAUGAAGCCAUCUGAAAUGCCCUUUGAGAAGGAGGAGUUGCUCAACGCUGCUGUUCGUCGUGUGGAUGCUCUGGAAGCUGAGCUCAUUGCGACCAAAAAGGUAUCAAUGCUGUUGUCUUUGCUUCCAUUCUUGGAAAUAUUUUACGUCUGUGCGUUUCUUCAUUCAGCGCAUCUGAGUUCUCUAUUCCCCAACUUGUUAUCUCCUGAAAUCUUCCAUACCUAGGGAUUCUUUCUCCAUUCCACGUUGGUGUCCUGCAAGGAUAAAAACCUACUGGCAACUUCACUUCCUAGAGACGGGCGUUGACUCUGAUUGAUUAUGAUUAUAUAGGGAACGAGCUAUAGAUCUGGUGAAUAGUUUCCGGAUCUAGUGAAAAACCCACAAGCUCUAUAUCCUCUACAUUAAGGAUAAAAACCUGAUGACAACUUCACUUCCUAGAGACGAGCGUUGACUUUGAUGGAUUAUAUGGUUAUAUAGGGAAUGAGCUAUAUAUCCGGUGAAUAGUUUCCGGAUCUAGUGAAAAACCCACAAACUCUAUAUCCUCUACACUAGGGAUAAAAACCUACUGGCAACUUCACUUCUUAGAGACGAGCGUUGACUCUGAUGGAUUAUAUGAUUAUAUAGGGAAUGAGCUAUAGAUCUGGUGAAUAGUCUCCGGAUCGAGUGAAAAACCGACAAGCUCUAUGUCCUCUAACAAACAUUAGCAUUAUUUCUGAUCUCAGGCACACAUUUUCUAAGAACUCUGUUUCCUGCAUGUGAAUAGGCUUUGCACGAAGCUCUGAUGGUCCAGGAGGAGUUACUGGCCUACAUAGAUCGCCAUGAACAGGCAAAGCUCCGGGUGAGUUGGGAACGCAUUCCCCUCCAAACGGUCAUCCAUUUUCCAUCUUUCACCGGUAUGUCUGAACUCAUUUCUCUCUGCAGAAGAAGAAAUUUUGCUGGUGA